UUAUUGUUUUUAAAGUAGCCAUUUAGGUUUUUAAAUCUUCUGAUCUAAUGGAGUUAAUUUAAGUGGAUAUAUACGAAGAGUUGUGAUGUGUUGGUUUGUUUGUAUAUAAAUUGUGUUGACAAUUGAGUCUGUUAUAUCAAGAUAUAAUUUGUGUUAAAAUUAUGUGUAGAAAAUAAUGAUUUAAAAAAAGUGAGAAUAUUGACAGUAUGGUUUGUCAUAUGGAGGUUCAAGGUAAUGAUGCAAAACCUGGAAAACUUUUGCGCUGCCCACAGGAAGGUUGCGGCAAAGUAUUUCGCUCUUCACCUGGAUACAGAUAUCACUUAAAAUCACAUGAUAUAGAUCCCAGACCUCAUGUUUGCCAGUGUUGUCACAAGAAGUUUAAAAGUGCAAAUGGACUAAAAUAUCACUUGCGUAAGGCUCACAACAUUGAACCAGUUUUAUCAAAACAAAAUCUCAGGGCUACUUCACCUAAGGGAAGAGAAUCAAUAAGCUCUGAGGAGGAUCCAUAUAUUUCGUUGACAGAUUCAUACCCAAGAACAUUUAUGAAUGGAGCAUUUCGUGAAAGAACAAGUGUACCGUCACCACUUAUUAAAAGUCCACUCCCACUUACAUCUCCACUUCUAAAAAAUUUGCCAGGUAUACCCAGCCCACUAAUAAAAAGCCCCAUGGACAUGGGCUCAUAUAUGUCAGGGGGAUCAGCUAGUUCAGGUCUGCAAAGUCCAUAUACUAUGAAGGAUAGAUUUUCUCACUAUGAUAAAAUAAGUGAUGAUAGUUUAGCACGUAAUGGUGAAUAUCCAAGAAGACCAACAACAAGUUAUAAUCGUCUCCCAGGAAAUAGCUACAGUUCUUAUUGUUCGCGAUCUUCACUUUCGGAAUACACACAGCAAUGUCAACAAGCAAAUAAUCAAUUUCGUCAGCAGUGUCAAAGAUUAUCAACCGGUGAUUUAUCAAACCCACGAUUGCCUUCUGCAGACUACGAUUCUCAAAGGUCUUCUUGUGAAUUUUACAAUUGUCAUAAAACAGACAACUAUCAACAUAGCACAAGUGGUAGUUUUAGUUCUGAUUACCACGGCGACAGUAGGAAUGAAGCUUUUAACUUUUCUUGCAUAACUGAUGACAAGAAUUUCAGAGAUAGCAAGCCAUAUAAUGGUUUCAAAGAUUUUCCACUUCCAAAUGAAGGGAAAGAAUAUCCAAACGAUUUAGUCAAUCGUGAUUUGCAAUGUACUACGUCACAUGAUAAACUAAGCUAUAACUCGCGAAGUAGUUUUAGUUCUUGCAACGGUGGUAUAAAAGAAGAACCUGUGUUUUUAACAAAAACGCUGACUGAGUCUGUGAAAUUUAAAAUACCUUCCUCUGUACAAAACACAGAACAAAUAGUUCCUGAUAUAAGCACUUCACCCUCAAACAUACAGUGUGAUCGGAAUAAUAAUACAACACCAAAAAACUUACGAGGUGCAUCUGAAAGCAGUACAGAGACUGAACUAUCUGAUUGUGUGUUUCAAAAUGAUAUUUCAAAUCCACCAAUUUCACCAUCAGUAUCUAAGUCUAUUGAAAUGGUUACUUUAUCUUCCACAGCUGUGAAGAAAGAAGAAAUAGAUUUAGCUUGCACUGUAUCAAAGGAGGCAAUGUCAGUUUCAAGCAACGAUAGCAACACGCAUCAAGAAUCAAAGCCAUUACUAAGUCGCAGAACAUCUAGAUCCAAGUCCAUUCCACCAGUUUUGGUUAUCAACCCAACUCCUAUGGAAAAUGAGAUUAAACCCAAAGAUUUGAGUAAGUUGGAUCCAACAAGCAGAUUGCGCCACUUAGCAGAAAUAGCUACUAGUCCAAGAAGUCCUUUUCGGCAUAGCCCCUUGCCAUUGUCACUAACACCAAGUCUUUUGCCAGAUUCCAGUCAUGACUGGACAUUAAAAAGUCCUUCAAGAUAUGCUUUUCCUGAUAAAACAUUUCUUUUAACACCAACAAUAUCACGUUCGAAUGCAGACACCUCACAUUCAGACUCAAUCAUCACUUCUUCCAACUCUCUACCUCCUUCACCAUUUCUUGACAAUAUACAAACGCCAUCUUUUUGGCCAACACAAAUGUGGCCCACUCCUGUUUGGUUAUGUUUCUUAAGAGGUUGUUCUGUCAAGUUUGAGCAAGAUGACAAGGAGUUCAUGACUACUGAAGAUGUUGCUGCAUUUUGUACAACACCUGGUGGCCGUCGUCGUGAUGAUAUGAACUUCUACACUAGUGGAAUGAAAAUUGUUGAAAUCAGAGAAAAGCCUAGCAUAAAUUCUGCACGGGAAAUGAUUGAAUUGACUUUUGAGCAGAUUAUACCAGGUACCCAACGUUUGGUAGCCAAGUGUCCUAUCGACCAUCCCUUCUACACACGUCAAAAGGGUUGGUCUGCGUCCAAUCCAACUGAAGCUAUGGCUCGUUAUGGAAUUCCUUUUCGUGCAUUGAAUGUUAAUGACACGGUUGUUCAGGCCCCAGUGAGUAAGAUGAAUCAAAUAACUGGGAAUUCACCAGCUCUUACAUCUGCGAAAGGGCCACAAGUGUUUACAUUUAGUGUGCAAGAUACCUCAAAAUUUUCACAAGCCAGGAAAAUACCGGAAUCUCCUUGCAAAUUCUCACCUCCUAAAUUAUCCCCAGUUUUAAAAGAGACAACAUCUUCAUCAUCUCCACCCAAAACACAAGAAACAAUAACACUCACAUAUUCAGCCAAAUCAACAGAUGUAAGCAAAUCAUCAAAACAACCUACAAGUCAGGAAAAGUUGGUAAAUGAAUUAAAAUCAAUUUCAGAAGCCAUGAAAAAUCGAGCAAUGUCCAUGGAAGAGGUGAAGGCAGCAAGUAAUAACCUACUACCACCCAAUGAUUCGUUGAUGAGUGAGGAUGUUUCUAAAAAAUGUGUUGCUCCUCGAAAGAAGAGGCGAAAACCAUUAUUGGGUAAUGAAAAAGACCGUCGACCAAUGAAUGGUUUUAUGCUAUUUGCUAAAUCAAUGAGAGUAGAAUUGACCAAAGUCUAUCCAGGGAAAGAUAACAGAGCGAUAAGCAAAUUACUUGGUGAAAGAUGGAGGGAAUUAUGUGAAGAAAAACGAGAAGAUUUUUCACGCAUGGCAAAAGAAAUGGCAGAUGAGCGAAUGAAGGUCAAUCCUGAUUGUUGGAAGAGAAAGCAUCGCAAAGAUAAAGAUACUGGUAGUAAAUCUAGCUCUGGGGAUGGUGAAAGUCCAGAUUGUAAGAAAGCAAAAAUGUCUAGCUUUAGCAAAGAUGACAUGGUACCCACCUUCAUAGAUGCAAGCUCAAUUGCGACAAGUGAUGGAGAAUCUAAGUCGUAAAGACCAAUUCGAAUCAUAGAAGUGGAUGCAAACGUAAAAAUCUCUCCAUGUUUCAUCUUCCAGGGUAUUUCAAUAACAAUGCGCAAGUGUAAUAGCGAUAUACACUGAACUGUAACAAUGAAAUUGAAGAAUGGUGGACAAAGGCUAUUCAAAAGAUAUUGAAAUAAUUCUCAAAACAUUUGAGCAGUUAGAUAUAUCUCUAAAGGCGAUGCAGUUUGGACAACUUUUUGAUACAAAGUGUUUUUAUACAUUCCAUAAUGUUGAGUAAACAAUUAAAAAAGACAGUGUUAUGGAGUUUUAAUAUUUUAUUUCAUACUUUAAAAGCUUAAUUUUUUACAUCAUUUUUAAAUGGAACAAAUUUUUAGUCCGGUUUUUAUCUUUAUUUCCAUACCUGUCAUAUAGUGAUUGAAUCGUUAUUUCCCUCCUUUCAAAUGUAUGAGUUUUUCUUUUAGUCUGUUACCUAUUAUAAUCUAUUUUUCCUACCAAGGUAUCUUUCUGUUUUUAGUAUCAACUUCGAAAAACAUAUUGUAUAUACUUCCGAAUAGUUAUGUAACCCAUUUUUGAAAUGGCAUUAGAUAAGAUUUUGUAUUUUUUUAAAAAAAGUCAUAUCACAGUUUUUUUAAUUAGAUGUGUUUUGUUUUAUUAAUUUUCAAGACACAUUUUAUAUUUCAAUUUUACCUUGUUUUAAUUCUGUUUAUUUAACAAUGUUUUGCUCGUAUAUGUGCUACGUCAAUUCUUCUAGCCAAUUUUUGAAAAAUUUUUCAUGAUGCGGUGAAGUGUAUCCUGUCACCAUAUAAGAAAGAUUUUUUAAAUUGAAUUGAGUUUCCUUAGUUAAAUUUUUUUUUGAAUUUGUAUAUAGAACCUUAUAAGUGUCUACCAAAAGUUUCUUAUUAGUUGGAGAAAAACUGUUGGUAGUUAAGUCACUUUUUGCGUGGAAAUGCGUUCUUUUGUGUUUACAUGGAUAUUCCAUAUUUUUGCUUCAAAGUCCAAAUAAAGUUUGCUUCACCAUAUCCCUCUUGACUGACUUUACCUACAGGAACUACCUUCUAUAUAAACCCUGAGUUAUUUUAUACAUGCAUAGCGUAAAAAUAUUAUUAUCUUAUUUUAUUGUGUAUAUUGAAUGAAGUAUUUCUAUGACAGCUUUUUUCUCUGCGUGUUAGCGCCAGCAUUUCUAUUGUAUUUUUGACGUGUUGGUUGUUUUAUUUAAUCAGGAAAAACAUUUUUGUACAACACUGCUUCAACGCUCUUAAUGAAUUAAUAGACACCAUUUUUUUCUGACUUAAAUAAAAUCACCUUCAUAAUUUUAUAUGUUUUAAUUUAUUUUAAUUUUUGUUUAAUGGAAGUGUGAACAUGGAUGUGUAAAUAGCUACUUGGUUUAUAUAAUAACAACCACCAGAUGAAAGUUUUAAGAAUAAAUUGUUAAAAUUACCCUACAA
This is a messenger RNA of Hydractinia symbiolongicarpus, 4750 nucleotides long. RefSeq lists its product as uncharacterized. Gene Ontology annotation, cellular component: nucleus. Gene Ontology annotation, molecular function: RNA binding; protein binding; DNA-binding transcription factor activity, RNA polymerase II-specific. The transcript has 10 exons. Gene Ontology annotation, biological process: regulation of transcription by RNA polymerase II. Bases 207 to 3314 code for a protein of 1035 amino acids. The record is from RefSeq and is a predicted model, not a curated record. Lineage: Eukaryota; Metazoa; Cnidaria; Hydrozoa; Anthoathecata; Hydractiniidae.